This is a messenger RNA of Psylliodes chrysocephalus, 1326 nucleotides long. The record is from the annotation of a GenBank genome assembly. NCBI's taxonomy places the organism in Eukaryota, Metazoa, Arthropoda, Insecta, Coleoptera, Chrysomelidae.
AUGUCUCUAAAAAAGUUACGAAUUUACAAUAACUUAAUCUCCACCCCCAGAAUAAUCAUAACAUGCCUCUCAGCUAUAAUCGUAAGGUACUAUUUGAUGAUGUCUAAAUACCAAUCGGUCAUAGCAAAUCACGUAGAAGUAUCAACGCCCUUAAAUUCUUGGAAACGAGUUUCAGAAGGACUAUAUUUACUGUCUUUAAACAUCAACCCUUACGAGGGUGAUUUACUACAUGAAACACCAUUAUCCUUGUAUCUGUACAAGAAUAUAUUGCAAGUUUUCCAAGGAAAAAUCCAUCUAGCUUUUAUUACAUUGGACGUAACGACUGCAGUUGUGCUAUAUUUCACCACAAAGAAAUUCACUGAAGAUCUAUUCGUUGAAGAAGAGGAAAACAAAGCGACCUAUGCCAAAGAUGCUGAAGAAUGCUUUUUAAAGCCUGAUAAGUUAUUUAAAUCUUCAUAUUACGUACUACUCACUUAUUUAUUCAAUCCUUACAUUUUGUUUAGUUGCGUUGGAUAUUCAACAACGGUUUUUUAUAAUUUGUAUCUGUCUGUGAUGCUUUUUUCAAUGGUGCAUGGGAUACCAGUACUUUGUGGUGUAUUUUUAGCUAUUGCUGCAUCAGUAUCUUUUUAUCCAGUAGUGCUAGUCUUACCCAUUACCAUGUAUUUUAAAUACGCCAUAAAAAGCCAUACCAAAAUCAUUGUUAAUCUAACAAGUUUUGUAGUAACAUCUUUAUUAAUUUUUGUAUUGUGUAGUAACUUUGGAACGGAUUUUAGUUAUAUAAGAAGUGUUUAUGGAUGUAUUUUGACUAUACCUGACUUGCAGCCUAAUGUUGGCUUAUUCUGGUACUUUUUCACUGAAAUGUUUGAGCACUUUAGGGAGUUGUUUAUUUAUGCAUUCCAAAUAAAUACAACUAUACUGUAUUUAAUACCUGUAUCACUAAAAUUCAGAAAACACCCGUUUUUGCUGACUGUAGCUGUCAAUUUUAUUAUAACAAUUUUCAAAUCGUAUCCCAGUGUUGGAGACGUUGGUUUUGUGCUGAGUUUAAUGCCAUCUUUCUCUCAUUUGUUUCCAUUUAGCCAACAAGGAUUUUUGGUCGGUACAAUGCUGGUAAUAUCAACAUCUUUAGCGCCGAUACUAUACUAUUUGUGGAUUUACUGUAAUUCAGCAAACGCGAAUUUCUAUUUUGGAGUGACGCUAAGUUUUGCUGUUGCUCAGAUAUUCUUGCUCACAGAUUUGUUGUUUUCGCAAGUGAAAAGGGAUUAUAUGUUGAAAUACGGCAAGGACAGAAAAAUUGAUGGUGAAGAAGGAAUUCUGUGUUUAGAAUAA